UGUUUGACGAUUCUUUGCUUGUGUUAUGGAAGUUACUGGGUAGGUUUUAGGUUGGAUUGUAUAACAGCUGUUAAAGUGUAGACAUAAUAAAAUCUAAUGCCAUAAUAUUUCCUUUAAUUUAUGAUAUACGGUUUAAGAAAGUAUUUUAAAAGCUGUGAGAUUAAUUAUCGCAAUGUCAGGGGAUGCAACGGACGUGCAUUUCGCGGCAAAAUCGAACCCUACUACUGUCACUGAUAGUCCUGUCACCGACCCAGGGUCAGCAGUAAAGGAGGAAGAUAUCUAUGAAAUCAUCUUAGAAGACACAAAAAAACCAACUACUGUUAUUUGCCAGAACAUAGACCCUGCACAAAAUGCUGCUUUUGUAGGACAACGGAAAUUGGAUACUAAAACUUCAAGUGCUUUAAAAAAGUCCAACCGGUAUCGUAGCCGAUCCUUGUCAGCAUCUUCCAAUGACUCAUACAGUUCAGCCUCGUACACUGGGAGCAGCUCUGAUGAAGAUGAUGUUUCUCCCAGAGAAAAGUUGCAAAAAAGCACAAGUGGUUUCACGGACUUCUGCGUCCGCAACAUCAGCCAGCAUGCCUUCGGACGCAGAGAAAUCGAAAUAGCAGAACAAGAAAUGCCAGGAAUAAUGGCUCUCAGGAAGAGAGCAGGAGAUGACAAACCUCUAAAAUCCGCCAAGAUCGUCGGAUGCACACAUAUCAACGCCCAAACUGCAGUGCUGAUAGAGACUCUGAUAGAACUAGGAGCCCAAGUCAGAUGGUCGGCCUGCAAUAUCUACUCCACUCAGAAUGAAGUGGCUGCGGCCUUGGCUGAGGCAGGUUAUCCGAUGUUUGCAUGGCGAGGAGAGACCGAGGAGGACUUCUGGUGGUGUAUCGACAAGUGUGUUAAUGCAGAGAACUGGCAGCCCAACAUGAUUCUGGACGAUGGUGGUGAUGCCACUCACCUUAUGCUCAAGAAAUAUCCUGCCAUGUUUAAAAUGAUUAAAGGAAUUGUGGAAGAGAGUGUGACAGGAGUCCACAGGCUGUACCAGCUGUCUAAAGCUCAGAAACUCACCGUACCUGCCAUGAAUGUUAAUGAUUCCGUGACUAAAACCAAAUUCGACAAUCUGUACAGUUGUCGGGAGUCUAUUAUUGACAGCUUGAAGCGGUCAACAGAUGUCAUGUUUGGUGGCAAACAGGUGGUUUUGUGCGGUUAUGGAGAAGUGGGCAAAGGUUGUUGUCAAGCCCUCAAAGGCCUGGGAUGUGUUGUUUACGUAACCGAAAUUGACCCUAUUUGCGGUCUCCAAGCAUGCAUGGAUGGAUUUCGGGUCGUGAAACUGAAUGAAGUGAUUCGAAACGUGGACAUUGUAGUGACUGCUACGGGCAACAAGAACGUUGUCACUCGUGAGCACAUGGACAAGAUGAAGAAUGGUUGCGUAGUCUGCAACAUGGGACAUUCCAACACCGAGAUCGAUGUAAAUAGCCUCAGAACACCGGAUCUUACAUGGGAAAAGGUCCGUUCUCAGGUUGAUCAUGUCAUCUGGCCGGAUGGCAAGCGGAUCAUUCUACUAGCAGAAGGUCGGCUAGUCAACUUGAGUUGUUCCAGCUUACCUUCCUUCGUAGUGUCCAUCACAGCAGCAACACAGGCUCUGGCUCUGAUAGAACUAUUCAAUGCACCCCACGGUCGGUACAAGUCAGAUGUUUAUCUUCUACCUAAGAAAAUGGACGAGUACGUAGCCAGCCUUCAUCUGCCAACUUUUGACGCUCACCUCACAGAACUGACGGAUGACCAGGCCAAAUACAUGGGGCUCAACAAAGCCGGCCCCUUCAAGCCUAACUACUACAGAUAUUAAAAUAAAGACAGAGCAAGAAGGAUUUAAACCAGAAGGAAUUAUUUUUAGACAGGUUAAGACAGGUUAAGGUUAUGGAGACUGGGUACAGAGCUGAGAUUGGUGUGUUGUCAGUGUGUAAACUAAGCUGUAUAGUGUAUGUUGUGAGCUGCCCUCCCAAAGCAAUGUUAUUUGUUACAAAAUUGAUGUCUUCCUUCAGCUCGCUGUGUAUCCGAUGUUGUUCUGGAGGAAUGCCACACCCACUCAUAAUAAAUAUGCUAAAAUUAAUACCACACAAAAAUUUAAAAUAAAACAAGAUUGGAAAGUAGCGUAUCUUCAUUUACAAAACGUUCAGUACAAUGUAACGUAACGUAUAAAUAAACAUUUAUUUGUUUCUGGUAUGAUGUAUAGAGAUAUAUACAUGCACAAUUGUGUACAGUCAGUGUGUUGUGAGUCAGGGACUCCCUGAAAAUAUUUUAGUCACUGAUUGUUUAUCCAUAAUACUUCCGGUAUUAGAACAAUGAAGUUACUGUCAGAACUUUAUCUGAAUGUUAGUGUGUACUUGAUAUUGAUCUCUUAUAAAUUAAGUAAGAUAUGAUUUUAUAUUUAUUGAUUUCUUAUGUUUGAUUCUGUACAAUGGUGACAUUAUCUAUUUAAAUAAGAUAAAAAUAAAACAAAAUGUUACUCUUAAA
Homalodisca vitripennis (glassy-winged sharpshooter) is the source of this 2499-nucleotide messenger RNA. Its product is annotated as adenosylhomocysteinase-like 1. The record is from RefSeq and is a predicted model, not a curated record. Lineage: Eukaryota; Metazoa; Arthropoda; Insecta; Hemiptera; Cicadellidae. The transcript is spliced from 16 exons. Gene Ontology annotation, cellular component: cytosol. Gene Ontology annotation, biological process: L-methionine cycle. The coding region runs from base 173 to 1831 and encodes 552 amino acids.